CCUUCAGGGCAGUUUCAUCCACAUUGUAGCUGACACUACUCAGCUGCAGACAUGAACAACCAAGGCGUGACUUAUGCGGAACUCCAUCAUGCUAAGGGCUCAAAAAGACAGCAAGUGCAACCUAAGGGCACGAAAAGUUCCAUUUCAGUAACUGAGGAGGAGAUAGCCUAUGCAGAAUUGAAUCUUCAAAAUGCUUCUCGGGCCCUUCAAGGGAAUGGCAAGAAGUCUCCCUGCAAAGAGAAGCUCAUUGCUGGGAUCCUGGGAAUCAUCUGUCUUGUCUUGAUGUCCACUGUGGUAAUACUAGCUGUUAAUCCCGGUACUGACACACCGGAGCAGAAUAAUUCUUCCCUGGAAACAAGGAUCCAGAAAGCACAUCACUGUGGUCGUUGUCCAGAAGAGUGGGUUACAUAUUGCAACAAUUGCUAUUACAUCAGCACUGAAAAAACGUGGAAUGAGAGUUUGAUGUCCUGUGCUUCUAAAAACUCUAACCUGCUCUCCGUAGAUAAUGAAGAGGAUGUGUGUCGCUUUUCCCUUCUUAGAAGUCCUCGUCCAAUUUUAGACAUGAGCUCUUUUUUGAUUUUUGUUGCCUGUGAUUUCGGUAUCCAAGAAACCAUCGUCUACACCAGUGUCAAGGCUUCAAGAAUUCCCUUUAGCAUUUCAGUUAGCCAGGUCAAAUACUUAAAACUGGUUCUGACACAUGGUGGUCUAGAGACCACCACGAGAGUCAUGGUGCUGCUGUCCUCUGCCAUCCGGGGCAAGCUGAACCAUUGA
Molecule: messenger RNA, 771 nt
Organism: Prionailurus viverrinus (fishing cat)
Lineage: Eukaryota; Metazoa; Chordata; Mammalia; Carnivora; Felidae
Product: NKG2-A/NKG2-B type II integral membrane protein-like
Biological process (GO): stimulatory C-type lectin receptor signaling pathway; positive regulation of natural killer cell mediated cytotoxicity
Source: RefSeq, a predicted model, not a curated record